CAGGGAAGUGUCUUCUUAAACUGAUCAAGACGAGAAGAUUCGGCGAAACAGGCUGGACCAUUUGAACGAUCUCGCGGUGACAUCCAGGACGACAUGGCCACAAAGAUCGCAUUUUUUCUACUAUUGUCGGUUCUUUUCGUGGGAUCGUUGCACGCUAUUCCCGGUAGACUCAGUGACGACUGUCCAAAUUGUGUGGACGAGCAUACCGGUAGCUUGGCGGCUUCAAGAUGGACGAUGCCCCUGCUGAAGCUGGGCGAGAAGAGGUACUAUCUGGGGAUCUUCUUCAAGGUAUCGCUCCUGCCAGUUACGCUGAUUUAUCUGGCCGAACCGUCGACCCGACUCCCUCUCUCUCUCUCUUUCUCUCUCUUUCCUUCUCGGACUUUAUCAAAUUAUUUCCGAGGUCGUAACUUUCCGGCUUUGCCGUCACGGACGAGACAGAGACAAUACGAGAAUGGCGAAGAGGAGCAUUGCCUGGAGCUCUGGAACAGGGACGGCAAAGGUCUCAAAUGGAACGACAGUCCCUGCAGCUUCGAGACUUUCUUCGUCUGUGAAGUGCAAUGAGUUUGUGUGAAAGGCAAGGGACGGGAAGAACUAUAUGUGCGAGGGAGCAUUCGCGCGAUGGUGGCGUAUCCUCUGGAUGAUCCUCGAGAAAGCUGCGUGUAACAUUCUUGUUGGUCAUCCGUUUGUUUUGGCGGACUUAGUAAGAGAGAAAGAGAAAAAGAGAGAAAGGGAGAGAAAUUUGAAAUGUGACAUGUGCGCUCGGACUGAAAACUACGUGCGAUUAGCCAGUCGCUACCGUUGUCACGUUCGCGCAUCCGACAUUUACGUGUGCGCGAAAUGACAUCCGGUUCAGUCAGUUCUUUCCGUAAAAGUAUCACCAGGCGACAGACCGAGCGUCAGAUAAAUCCGCAAUGUCGGACGAUAAAAACGAUUCGCUCAUCUUUUGUGCAGAAGCGGUUCUCUGGAGGGAUACUGUAUUAUAUGCAAUAUAUUUCGGGAUCCUUGCAUAUUUUUAAAAGAUCUUUUAUUAUAAAUUCAAAAGCAAAUAUAUAAUUGUA
Messenger RNA from Formica exsecta, 1058 nucleotides. RefSeq lists its product as uncharacterized. The record is from RefSeq and is a predicted model, not a curated record. The coding region runs from base 94 to 561 and encodes 155 amino acids. Lineage: Eukaryota; Metazoa; Arthropoda; Insecta; Hymenoptera; Formicidae. The transcript is spliced from 5 exons.